UUUAAUUUUGUGCUGCUCCCGUUGGUGUCUAAAACCUCCUCUCAUCUCAGUGAGUGAGUACUGAGUAGCAAAAACCCUCUCAUCUCUGCAAAUUGCGAACGUCGAUAAACUUCAGCUUCAAUGGCUAGCACCAAAGUUCAGAGGGUUAUGACCCAACCCAUCAACUUGAUCUUCAGGUUUCUUCAAAGCAAAGCGCGUAUUCAGAUUUGGCUCUUUGAGCAAAAGGAUUUGAGGAUUGAAGGAAGAAUCAUUGGUUUUGACGAGUACAUGAAUUUGGUUUUGGAUGAUGCUGAAGAAGUAAACGUCAAGAAGAAGAGCAGAAAGACAUUAGGGAGGAUCCUUCUUAAAGGAGACAACAUAACUUUAAUGAUGAACACGGCAAAAUGAUGAGCACAUUGGUCCGGUCGUUGCAUCCAACAAGAAGGCUUAUUUAUCUUUACCUUUUCAGUUUAAUUACAAUAUCUCUUGUCAACAUGUUGAAUAUGCUGUGUGAGAAAAUAUUAUGUUGACAAUGUGAAUUUUUUAUGCACCAAGACAAAUACUUGAUUGAUGGUCCUCUUAGUUAUGCCUUCUUGUUGGCUGUAUUAAUGCUCAGAUUCCAGCAUGAAAGGAAACUAACUGUAUUGUGAUUGAGAGUAUAGCACCAUAUUAUAUAACCUUCCUCCAUUUAUUGUCAA
Cicer arietinum (chickpea) is the source of this 677-nucleotide messenger RNA. RefSeq lists its product as uncharacterized. The record is from RefSeq and is a predicted model, not a curated record. Gene Ontology annotation, molecular function: RNA binding. Gene Ontology annotation, biological process: mRNA splicing, via spliceosome. Lineage: Eukaryota; Viridiplantae; Streptophyta; Magnoliopsida; Fabales; Fabaceae. Gene Ontology annotation, cellular component: spliceosomal complex.